Messenger RNA from Apaloderma vittatum (bar-tailed trogon), 2737 nucleotides. Its product is annotated as MAM and LDL-receptor class A domain-containing protein 1-like. Gene Ontology annotation, molecular function: protein binding. Gene Ontology annotation, cellular component: membrane. The annotation marks the transcript as partial. The record is from RefSeq and is a predicted model, not a curated record. NCBI's taxonomy places the organism in Eukaryota, Metazoa, Chordata, Aves, Trogoniformes, Trogonidae. The transcript is spliced from 15 exons. Gene Ontology annotation, biological process: nervous system development.
GUUUACUGAAGAAGGCUGGUAUCUAUUUGCAGACAGCUCGAAUGGAGAAUUUGGUCACACAGCUGACAUUGCUACACCUGUCAUCUCCCUUACGGGGCCCAAAUGCAAAAUCGUGUUCUGGAACCACAUGAAUGGUUCAACCAUAGGUUCUCUGGAGGUACUCUGUAAAACCAAUAACAGGACUUCUAAACUGUGGACUCAAAGUGGCAACCAAGGUCCUCAGUGGAAGAGAGUGGAAGUGUUCUUAGGAGUUCGUUCAAAUUUUCAGGUUGUUUUCAGGGCAAAACGUGGUGUCAGUUACAUGGGAGAUGUGGCAGUGGAUGAUAUUACCUUUGAAGGUUGUUCACCCUUGCUCAUGCCAGGCAGACCUUGCACAUCAGAAGAAUUCACAUGUGCCAACAAGUACUGCAUCCCAAAGGAUAAGCUGUGUGAUUUUGUAAAUGAUUGUGCAGAUAACUCAGAUGAGAGCCCUGCUAUUUGCAGUAUAUCUAUUGGGCAUUGCAAUUUUGAGUUUGAUCUUUGUGGAUGGAAGCAAGAUGAAAAUGAUGAUUUUGACUGGAAUCUCAGAACUAGCAGUACUACUAAUAUGGGCACUGGCCCAGUUACUGAUCAUACACUGCAAGAGCCAUCUGGUCAUUAUUUUUUUAUAAAGAGUUCAUUUCUUCGUCUGCCAGGACAGAAAGCUAGGAUUUCUAGUCCUAUGCUAAGCAGAAGGAAUAAAAACUGCAAGAUACUUUUCUAUUACCAUAUGUAUGGAGCUCACGUUGGAUCAUUGAUUGUCUACCAGAGGACUAUGGGAACACAUGAAAAAAUUCUCCUUAAUCUUACUGGAAACCAGGGAAAUUUCUGGCAGCGCAAAGCACUAAACCUGGCUGGAGAUGGAGGUGAAGAUUUCCAAGUUGUCUUUGAAGGCAUAGCUGGAAAUGGUCCCAAAGAUGGCAUAGCACUUGAUGACCUCACUUUUUCCAAGGAGUGCUUACCAGCCCAGGAGUUCUUACCAGCAGAACCCACAAUACUGCCUCCAACGGGCUCCUGCUCACAUGGCUAUUGGCCAUGUCAGAAUGGCAAGUGUUACAGACCAGAACAAAGCUGUGAUUUUGAAGACAACUGUGGGGAUAAUACAGAUGAGAGUGAAUGCGGAACUUCCUGCACCUUUGAGAACGGCUGCUGUGGCUGGCAAAACUCCCUGGCAGACAACUUUAACUGGGUGCUAGGGGUCAGCUCACCUCAAAGUCUUAGACCUCCCAGGGACCACACGCUCGGAAACAGAACUGGACAAUUCCUGUAUCUUGAGGCCACUGCAAUAGGCCUAAAAAGUGGAAAAACCCAUGUGAAGAGUUCCAGGUGGAAAGAAUCAAGUGGAACUUGUGUGAUGAGCUUCUGGUACUUCAAGUCAUCAAAAGCAAUGGGACAUAUCCAAGUUCUAGUUAAGACUGAUGAUGAGAUUGUGAAAAUCUGGAGUGAAUCAGGAAAUCAUGGUGAUGAAUGGAACCAAGUCAAGUUGCAUUUGGGAAAAUUGAGGAAUUUUGAAGUUAUCUUUGAAGGCAUUCGUACCAGAGACCUGGGAGGAGGAGCAGCAAUAGAUGACAUAGAGUUCAACAACUGCUCCACAAUUGGAGAGAAUCCCAGGGAAUGCCCUGCCCUCACUGAUUUUAUCUGUGGGAAUGAGAACUGCAUAGAGUCUCACUUCAUCUGUGACUAUAAACCAGACUGUGAAGACCUAUCAGAUGAAGCUGACUGCAGCUACUAUGCAAGUAUUCCUGGAAGCUGUAAUUUUGAAACACAAGACCAAGAAUGGACCACUGCAUGUGGAUUAACACAAGACUCCAGUGAUGACUUUGACUGGAAUAUUAGCAACAGUGCUGUCGUGGGACAAACAGGUCCUGAUACUGACCAUACACCAGGUAAAGGACAGUAUUUUUUGUAUGUUAAUUCAUCUGCCCAGAAGGAAGGAAACAGAGCAAGGAUAAUUACCACCAAACUCUUCCCAGCUAGCCUCGGGGUCUGCAGGGUUCGGUUCUGGUUCUGGAUGUUUGCCUCUAGGCAAACAGGAGUCUUAAAGGUAUACACAACUGAAGAGCACGGAAUGGAUAUUCUUAUGUGGUCUUCUAGAAGAAAUGAAGAAAACAAAUGGAUGUAUGCAAAUGUCGUCCUCUCCAGUUACAGCCCUUUCAGAGUUGUCUUCGAAGCUGAAGUGGGGUGGAGUGAACCCACAGAAUUUGCUGUUGAUGAUAUUUCUUUCACCCCAGAAUGCGUUGAUGGAGUAUCACCUGAUCCACACCCUCCAACUUGCCAUAGUGACCAGUUCACAUGUGCGUAUGUGCAGCAGUGUUUGCCCCUUGCUGCAAGAUGCAAUGGGGCUGAAGAUUGCAUGGAUGGAAGUGACGAAAUGAACUGCCCCACGAUGAUGCCUACCACCAUGUUUCCUGGUUCCUGCAAGCAAACAGAGUUCCUAUGUCCUUCCAAAGGCUGUAUCCCAUCCCUCCUGAAAUGUGAUGGUGUGCCUGACUGCCACCUUCAUGAAGAUGAAGUUGGCUGCCCCAUUAAAGAUUGUUUCAAUGGUUCUUUGUUAUGUGCGUCAACUAAUCAAUGUAUCACAAUCUCCCAGCGUUGUGAUGGCGUUACUGACUGCAUUGAUUUCAACCUUGACGAGUCCAGCUGUUCAGUUUGUCCUGAAGAAUACUGCAAAAAUGGAGGAACAUGCAUCAUCAAAGAUGACAUUCCAUUAUGCCAGUAA